AGAAGAAGAAGAAGGAGGUUUCUUGCGAAAGAGAGAGAGAGAGAGAGAAAAUUAGGGUUAGGGUUGCAGAGAAACAGAGAGGAAGGAGGAAAUCCAAAUCCCAACUCUGUAUUCAUCUCUCUUCCCUCUCCUCUCAAUCUUCUCCAUCUUUCUCAUUGCUCACAUGGGGAUUCAAUCUUAUCCGAUCUCUGAAAUGGACGCAACAGAUGAAUUGCACGAAGCCAUGUUCGCCAAACGAGGUUGUUGUUUCCUCCUCCCUUGUCUCGGAUCAUCUCAGCCGUCUGGUCCCAACGGAUCCGUGUGGUGGCAACGGAUCAGAACCGUAGAUAAAUUGGAGCCUGAUGACCGUUGGUGGGUCUCCGGGUGGAUGAAGAUGAGGGAAUGGUCUGAGCUCGUCGCUGGUCCCAAAUGGAAAACUUUUAUCCGACGCUUCGGACGUAACCACUGCUGCGGCGGCUUAGACAGCGGUUGUAACCGGCCGGCUCCUGUUAGUUUCCGGUACGAUUCGUGGAGCUAUUCGUUGAAUUUCGACGACGGGAAACAGACUGGUCAUUUCGAAGACGAGUUUCCUUACCGCGAUUACUCCAUGAGGUUCACCGCGCCGUCUCUGCCGGUUUCCACUAAAUGCUCCAUUGAUUUCGACAAUGAUAACCACGCGCCGUCGCUGUUUAAGUGAAAUGGCACGCGCCUCUCUGUUUUCUACAUAGGCUGGCGUCUAACGUGCGCCGCACUGAUGAACGGGGAGAGACGUUUAGAAGAAAGAUGAGAUUGGAUUUUUUUUUUUCUUUUUUCUUUUUCCUUGCAAAGAAACAUUAUUUUUAC
Messenger RNA from Capsella rubella, 822 nucleotides. RefSeq lists its product as uncharacterized. Bases 164 to 676 code for a protein of 170 amino acids. The record is from RefSeq and is a predicted model, not a curated record. NCBI's taxonomy places the organism in Eukaryota, Viridiplantae, Streptophyta, Magnoliopsida, Brassicales, Brassicaceae. The transcript has a single exon.